AAGAGGACACCGCCACCCGCAGCCUCCCGGAGCUCAUUGCAGCCGGGACGCCGAACAACCCUGCAGCGCGGAGCGCGGACGGUGGCAGAUGUGAGCCGCCCCGGGCCCGGGAGCAGGAAAGGAACCAUGGCCCCAGGCUGCCCGCGCCUCUGGGUCCUGGCGGUCCUGGGCGCCAGCUGCGCAGGCUGGGGGAGCUGGGGGGCCGAAGCGGCGCGGCUAAGGCAGUUCUACGUGGCUGCUCAGGGCAUCAGCUGGAACUACCGCCCUGAGCCCACCAAUCUGAGUUCGAAUCCUUCCUUUAAGAAAAUUGUCUACAGAGAGUACGAACCAUAUUUUCAGAAAGAAAAACCACGAUCCAAAACUUCAGGACUUCUUGGGCCUACUUUAUAUGCUGAAGUUGGAGACAUGGUGAAAGUUCACUUUAAGAAUAAGGCAGACAAGCCUGUAAGCAUCCAUCCUCAAGGAAUUAAAUACAGUAAAUCCUCAGAAGGUGCUUCUUACUCUGACCAUACAUUCCCUGUAGAGAAGAUGGAUGAUGCCAUAGCUCCAGGCCAGGAAUAUACCUAUGAGUGGAAGAUCAGUGAGGACAGCGGGCCCACACACAAUGACCCACCAUGCCUUACACACAUCUAUUAUUCCUAUGAAAAUUUGAUACAGGACUUCAACUCUGGGCUAAUUGGACCUCUGCUUAUUUGUAAGAAAGGCACCCUUACUGAGGAUGGGAUGCAGAAGAUGUUUGACAAACAACAUGUGCUGAUGUUUGCUGUGUUUGAUGAAAGCAAGAGCGGGAGCCAGUCAUCAUCUUUAAUGUACACAGUCAAUGGCUAUGUGAACGGGACGAUGCCAGAUAUCACAGUUUGUGCCCAUGACCACAUUAGCUGGCAUCUGAUCGGAAUGAGCUCUGGGCCAGAAUUGUUCUCCAUUCAUUUCAAUGGCCAGGUCUUGGAGCAGAAUCAUCAUAAGAUCUCAGCUAUUACCCUAGUCAGUGCUACAUCCACUACUGCAAACAUGACUAUGAGCCCACAGGGAAAGUGGAUCAUAUCUUCUCUCAUCCCAAAACAUUUUCAAGCUGGGAUGCAGGCUUACAUAGACAUUAAAAACUGUGCAAAGAAAACCAGGAAUCCUAAGAAACUAACUCGUGAUCAGAGGCGGCACAUGAAGAGGUGGGAAUACUUCAUUGCUGCAGAGGAAGUCAUUUGGGACUAUGCACCAAUAAUACCAGCGAAUAUGGACAAAAAAUACAGAUCUCUGCAUUUGGAUAAUUUCUCAAACCAAAUUGGAAAACAUUAUAAGAAGGUUGUCUAUACACAGUACCAAGAUGAGUCUUUCACCAAACGUUUGGAGAAUACGAAUAUCAAAGAAGAUGGGAUCUUGGGCCCUAUUAUCAGAGCCCAGGUCAGAGACACACUCAAAAUCGUGUUCAAAAAUAUGGCCAGCCGCGUCUACAGCAUUUACCCUCAUGGAGUGACCUUCUCCCCUUAUGAAGAUGAUGUCAACUCUUCCUACACUUCAGACAAUUACACCAUGAUCAGAGCAGUUCAACCAGGGGAAACCUAUACUUAUAAGUGGAACAUCCUAGAGUCUGAUGAACCCACAGAAAAUGAUGCACAGUGCUUAACAAGACCAUACUACAGUAAUGUGGAUGUCACAAGGGACAUUGCCUCUGGGUUGAUCGGGCUACUUCUAAUUUGUAAGAGUAGAUCCCUGGAUAAGCGAGGCAUACAGAGGGCAGCAGACAUUGAGCAGCAGGCUGUGUUUGCUGUGUUUGAUGAGAACAAGAGCUGGUACAUUGAGGACAAUAUCAACAAGUUCUGUGAAAAUCCUGAGAAGGUGAAACGUGAUGACCCCAAGUUUUAUGAAUCAAACAUCAUGAGCACGAUCAAUGGCUAUGUGCCUGAGAGUAUACCCACACUCGGAUUCUGCUUUGAUGACACUGUCCAGUGGCACUUCUGCAGUGUAGGGACCCAGGAUGACAUUUUGACCAUUCACUUCACUGGGCACUCAUUCAUCUAUGGAAAGAGACAUGAGGACACCUUGACCCUCUUCCCCAUGUGUGGGGAAUCUGUGACUGUCACAAUGGAUAAUGUUGGUACUUGGAUGUUAACUACAAUGAAUUCCAAUUCAAGAAACAAAAACCUAAGGCUGAGAUUCAGGGAUGUUAAGUGUAUCCGGGAUGAUUAUGAAGACUCAUAUGAGAUUAUAUAUGAACCUCCAGCAUCUACAGUCAUGACUACACGGAAAAUGCGUGAUUCUUCAGAAAACAGGGGUGAAGAGGAUGAUGCUGACUAUGAUUACCAGAACAACCUGGCUUCAUGGUUAGGAAUUAGGUCAUUCAGAAAUUCAUCACUGAAUCAGAAGGAAGAUGAGUUUAAUCUUACUGCCCUAGCUCUGGAGAACAAUUCUGAAUUCAUUCCUCCUAGUACCAAUACAGCUGUUAAUUCAAAUUCCUCUUCCCUAAGUAACAUUAGCAGGCUUAUUGUCUAUAACUUUGCAAAGCCUCAAAAAACUCUUCCUCACCCAGCAGCCACCAUAGCUGGUCCCCCUCUGGGACACAUUGGCUUAGACAAGAACUCAGCUCUCAACCGUUCAAAAGCAGAGCAUUCCAGCCCUUAUUCUGAAGACUCUAUGGAGGAUCCUCUACAGUCAGAUAUCACAGGGAUAAGUCUACUUCCACUUGAUGCAGAAGGAUUCAGGAGUCAAGAACAUACUAAGCAUAAGGAAUCCAAGAAAGGAAGAGAGCACACAGCAAAGCAUAGGUUCUCCCAAGUGGGAUUUUCAGCACAUAAAACUGGGCGACAUUUAAGCCAAGGCAACUCUUCUCCUUCCAGAAUGGGACCCUGGGAAGACCUUCCCAAUGAUCUGUUACUCUUAAAACAAAAGAAUCCAUCCAAGAUUUUGAAUGGGAAAUGGCAUUUGGUGUCUGAGAAAGGUAGUUAUGAAAUAGUCCCAGAGGCUGAUGAAGACAUGGCUGUUGAUAAGCUGCUGGACAGCCCCCAGAAUGCCUCAAGGACUUGGGGAGAAAACAUCCCUCUCACAAACAAGCACAGAAAGAAGAAUGGCCACCCAAAAUUUUCUGGAAUUAGAAAGAAAUCUCUACAAGUAAAACAGGAUGGAGGAAACAGUGGAUUGAAGAAAAUCCAUUUUUUCAUUAAAACACGAAGAAAGAAAAAAGAGAGGCUUGCACACCAUAUUCCUCUAUCUCCAAGGGGCUUCCACCCUCUAAGAGGAAAGGCCAAUACCACAUUUUCAGAUAGGAGACUUGAUCAUUCAUUGUUACCCCAUAAAUCCAAUGAAACAUCUUUUCCCACAGACCUCAAUCAGACAUUCCUCUCUGUGAAUCUUAGCUUGUUAGACUCACUUCCUUACCAUAAUCACAAUCCCUCAAAUGACACCAGUCAGACAAGCUCCCUUUUAGAUCUUUAUCAGACAAUACCCCCAGAAGAAUAUUAUCAAACAUUCUCUAGUCAAGACUCUGGUCAAAUGCACUCCACUACAGACUCUAGCCACACAUCUCCUCCAGAGCUUGGCCAGAUGCUCGACUAUGACCUAAGAAACAAGCCAUUCCCUACUGACAUUGGUCAAAUGUUCCCUUCCUUGGAACCUGAAGCCUGGCAGGCAACCAUUUCUGCAGAUCUCAGUCAACCAAACCUUUCUCCUGAUCUCGACGAUACAACCCUUUCUCCAGACCUCAGCCAGACAACAUUUCCUCCAGACCUCGACCAGAUAACAUUUUCUCCAGAUCUCGAUCAGACAACCUUUUCUCCAGACCUUGACCAGACAACCUUUUCUCCAGACCUUGACCAGACAACCUUUUCUCCAGACCUGGACCAGAAAACCCUUUCCCCAGACCUUGGCCAGACAACCUUUUCUCCAGACCUUGACCAGACAACCUUUUCUCCAGACCUUGACCAGACAACCUUGUCUCCAGACCUUGACCAGAAAACCCUUUCCCCAGACCUUGGCCAGACAACCUUUUCUCCAGACCUCAGCCAGACAACCCUUUCCCCAGACCUCACCCAGACAACCUUUUCUCUAGACCUUGACCAGACAACCUUUUCUCUAGAUCUUGAUCAGAAAAGCUUUUCUCCAGACCUCAGCCAGACAUUUUCUCCAGACCUCGACCAGACAACCUUUUCUCCAGACCUUGACCAGACAACCUUUUCUCCAGACCUGGACCAGAAAACCCUUUCCCCAGACCUUGGCCAGACAACCUUUUCUCCAGACCUCAGCCAGACAACCUUUUCUCUAGAUCUUGACCAGACAAGCUUUUCUCCAGACCUCAGCCAGACAACCCUUUCCCCAGACCUCACCCAGACAACCUUUUCUCUAGACCUUGACCAGACAACCUUUUCUCUAGAUCUUGAUCAGAAAAGCUUUUCUCCAGACCUCAGCCAGACAUUUUCUCCAGACCUCGACCAGACAACCUUUUCUCCAGACCUUGACCAGACAACCUUUUCUCCAGACCUUGACCAGAAAACCCUUUCCCCAGACCUUGGCCAGACAACCUUUUCUCCAGACCUCAGCCAGACAACCUUUUCUCUAGAUCUUGACCAGACAAGCUUUUCUCCAGACCUCAGCCAGACAACCCUUUCCCCAGACCUCACCCAGACAACCUUUUCUCUAGACCUUGACCAGACAACCUUUUCUCUAGAUCUUGAUCAGAAAAGCUUUUCUCCAGACCUCAGCCAGACAUUUUCUCCAGACCUCGACCAGACAACCUUUUCUCCAGACCUUGACCAGACAACCUUUUCUCCAGACCUUGACCAGAAAACCCUUUCCUCAGACCUUGGCCAGACAACCUUUUCUCCAGACCUCAGCCAGACAACCUUUUCUCUAGACCUUGACCAGACAACCUUUUCUCUAGAUCUUGAUCAGAAAAGCUUUUCUCCAGACCUCAGCCAGACAACCUUUUCUCCAGACCUUGAUCAGACAACCUUUUCUCCAGACCUUGGGCAGAUAACCCUUUCCCCAGACCUUGGCCAGACAACCUUUUCUCCAGACCUCAGCCAGACAACUUCUUCUCCAGACCUUGACCAGACAACCCUUUCCCCAGACCUUGGCCAGACAACCCUUUCCCCAGACCUCACCCAGACAACCUUUUCUCUAGACCUUGACCAGACAACCUUUUCUCCAGACCUCAGCCAGACAACCCUUUCCUCAGACCUCAGCCAGGAGACUCUCUCAUCAGACAUCAGCCAGAUGACUCUUUCUCCAGACCUCAAUCAGAUGCUCCCUUCCCCAGACCUCAACCAGGCAACUCUCUCUCCAGACAUUAGCGAAACGGCCCUUCUUCCUGAUCUAGAGACAUCACCUCCUCAGACAUCCUACACCUCUGAAUCUAGUCAGUCAGUGCUUCUUCCAGAAUUUGGUCAGACUUUCCCUUAUCCAGACCUAGAUGAGGUGCCAUCUCUCCCACCAUCUCCUACCCUAAAGAACACUUUUAUGCCAAGAGAACUUAAUCCACCCAUUGUAGUAGGCCUCAGUGCAAAUGAUGGAGAUUAUAUUGAGAUUAUUCCAAGGCAGAAGGAAGAGAGCAGUGAAGAAUACAUUGCUGAAAUUGAUUACGUGGCCUAUGACAACCCUUACCAAACUGAUACUAGGACAGACAUUAACUCCUCCAGAAAUCCUGACAACAUUGCAGCAUGGUACCUCCGCAGCAACAAUGGAAACAGAAAACAUUAUUACAUUGCUGCUGAAGAAGUAUUCUGGGAUUAUUCAAAAUUUGCUCAAAGCGAAGACAUUGAUGAUGUUCCAGAAAAUACCAUAUACAAGAAAGUAGUCUUUCGAAAGUACCUUGAUAGCACUUUUACCAAACGUGAUCCUUUGGGGGAGUAUGAAGAGCAUCUCGGCAUUCUUGGUCCUAUUAUUAGAGCUGAAGUGGAUGAUGUCAUCCAAGUUCGUUUUAAAAAUUUAGCAUCCAGACCAUAUUCUCUUCAUGCCCAUGGGCUUUCCUACGAAAAAUCGUCAGAGGGAAAGACUUAUGAAGAUGACUCUCCUGAAUGGUUUAAGGAAGAUAAUGCUGUUCAGCCAAACAGCAGUUAUACAUAUGUAUGGCACGCCACCACUCGAUCUGGGCCGGAAAAUCCUGGUUCUGCCUGCCGGGCUUGGGCCUACUACUCAGCUGUGAACCCGGAAAAAGAUAUCCAUUCUGGCUUGAUAGGUCCCCUUCUGAUCUGUCAAAAAGGAGUACUUGAUAAGAGCAACACACCGGUGGAUAUGAGAGAAUUCAUCUUACUUUUCAUGGUCUUUGAUGAAAAGAAGAGCUGGUAUUAUGAAAAGAAGGCCCAGUCCCCAAGGCCUUGGAGACUUGCAUCCUCAGAAGUAAAAAACUCCCAUGAGUUUCAUGCCAUUAAUGGAAUGAUCUACAACUUGCCUGGCCUGAGAAUGUAUGAGCAAGAAUGGGUGAGGUUGCAUCUGCUGAACAUGGGCAGCUCCAGAGACAUUCAUGUGGUUCACUUCCAUGGCCAGACCUUGCUGGAAAAUGGCACUCAACAGCACCAGCUCGGGGUCUGGCCCCUGCUGCCUGGUUCAUUUAAAACUCUUGAAAUGAAGCCAUCAAAAUCUGGCUGGUGGCUCCUUGACACAGAGGUUGGAGAAAACCAGAGAGCAGGGAUGCAAACACCAUUUCUCAUCAUAGACAGAGAAUGUAAGAUGCCAAUGGGACUAAGUAAUGGUAUCAUAGCUGAUUCACAGAUCAAAGCUUCUAAGCAUUUGGGUUAUUGGGAGCCCAAAUUAGCAAGAUUAAACAAUGGUGGGUCAUAUAAUGCUUGGAUCACAGAAAAAUCUUCAGCAGACCUUGUUUCUAAACCUUGGAUCCAGGUAGACAUGCAGAGGGAAGUCGUAUUCACAGGGAUCCAGACUCAAGGUGCCAAACAGUAUCUGAAGUCCUACUACACCACAGAGUUCUCUGUGGCAUACAGCUCUGACCGGACAAACUGGCAGAUCUUCAAAGGGAACAGCACAAGGAAUGUGAUGUAUUUUGGUGGCAAUUCGGAUGCCUCUACAAUAAAAGAGAAUCAGUUUGACCCACCUAUUGUGGCUAGAUAUAUUAGGAUCUCUCCAAUUAGAUCCUAUAAUAGACCUGCCCUUCGAUUGGAGCUGCAAGGUUGUGAGGUUAACGGAUGCUCCACACCGCUGGGUAUGGAAAGUGGAAAGAUAGAAAACAAGCAAAUCACGGCUUCCUCGUUUAAAAAAUCUUGGUGGGGAGAUUACUGGGAACCCUUCCUUGCCCGUCUUAAUGCCCAGGGUCGUGUAAAUGCCUGGCAAGCCAAGGCAAACAACAACAAACAGUGGUUACAAAUUGAUCUGCUCAAAAUCAAGAAAAUAACUGCGAUUGUAACACAGGGUUGCAAGUCUCUGUCCUCUGAAAUAUAUGUGAAGAGCUAUACCAUCCACUACAGUGACCAGGGAAUGGAAUGGAAGCCUUACAGGCAGAAAUCCUCCAUGGUGGACAAGAUUUUCAAAGGAAAUAAUAAUAUCAAAGGACACGUGAAGAACUUUUUCAACCCACCAAUUAUCUCCAGGUUUAUCCGCAUCAUUCCUAAAACAUGGAACCAAAGUAUUGCGCUUCGCUUGGAACUCUUUGGCUGUGAUAUUUACUAGAAUUGAAUAUUCAAAGACAUAGGAAGGACUCUUAAAUAAGAUAUCAAGCCAUUUGGAGCGGGCAAUGUAUUUUAUAGCUAUUUUAAAUGUUAAUUUUCAGUAUUUCCUUUUUUUCUAUUAGAGAAUAAAAUUUUAUAUAUGAAA
Messenger RNA from Mirounga angustirostris (Northern elephant seal), 7746 nucleotides. It is a transcript of the gene F5, whose product is annotated as coagulation factor V. Bases 127 to 7602 code for a protein of 2491 amino acids. Gene Ontology annotation, cellular component: plasma membrane. Gene Ontology annotation, molecular function: copper ion binding; signaling receptor activity. Lineage: Eukaryota; Metazoa; Chordata; Mammalia; Carnivora; Phocidae. The record is from RefSeq and is a predicted model, not a curated record. Gene Ontology annotation, biological process: blood coagulation. The transcript is spliced from 25 exons.